GCUCCAUCAGAAUGAGGUUCCUUACUGUUCUGGCUGUAUCGCUCCUGGUGGCUCUGGUGGCCGUCAGCCAGGGAGAUGAUAGUCCGGGAUUCUUCCUGAAGAUCACCAAGAACGUGCCGCGGCUGGGCAAACGAGGCGAGAGCUUUGCCAUGAAGAACCUGAAGACCAUUCCCCGCAUAGGACGCAGUGAGCAGAGCUCUGUAACUCCUCUGUUGGCCUGGCUCUGGAAUCUGGAUACCUCUCCCAGCAAGCGGCGUCUGCCAUCCGGUGAGUCCGCAGCAAAGGAUCAGGAACUCAACGUGGUGCAGCCCGUCAACUCCAAUACCCUCCUGGAGUUGCUGGACAACAACGCCAUCCCGAGCGAGCAGGUGAAGUUCGUCCACUGGAAGGACUUCGAUCGGGCCCUCCAGGCCGACCUUGAUCUGUACAGCAAGGUCAUCCAACUGGGCCGUCGUCCGGAUCAGCACCUCAAGCAGACCCUCAGCUUCGGCAGCUUUGUGCCCAUCUUCGGCGACGAACAGAACCCGGCCUUCAUGAUGUACAAAAACAACGAGGAUCAGGAUCUUUAUGGUGGGGGAAAUCGCAUCGAUCGCAACUUCCUGAGGUACAACACCCUGUGAGGAAGUAUCUUGACCCAAUUCUACAUUAUGCUAUUGGUUUUUAUACUCGACAAACCAAAGAAUAUGAAAACGUAAUUGAGCUUAUUUGUAAUAUAUCAGAAAUAUAAAUAUAUUCAGAUCCAGAUCCUUAAAAAUGGACAAAGCAAUUUUUACUACUUUAUGGAUUUAGUGAAGACCUGGAAACCGGAAUGAAAUACAUAUUCCCCGAGAAGCUUAAGGUCUCAUUAUCU
Drosophila takahashii is the source of this 850-nucleotide messenger RNA. RefSeq names its product Ecdysis triggering hormone (gene ETH). The record is from RefSeq and is a predicted model, not a curated record. Lineage: Eukaryota; Metazoa; Arthropoda; Insecta; Diptera; Drosophilidae.